AAGCAGGUUGGAGCAGAAUUGCAAUAACUCGCAAAAGUGCGAAGGAGAGAAGCUAUACAAAAAGAAAAAGAAAGACUCCUGAGAACUUCUGUGGACUAUGAACACACUCGCUUUUUCCGCUUUCCUGCUGACGCUGGGUCUUGUUUUAUGCGAAGGAGGUAACCCAUGCUGUUCAGAACCAUGCGAGAACAGGGGCGUGUGUACAGCUCUGGGAACAGAUAAUUACGAGUGUGACUGCACACGAACAGGAUUUUACGGACAGAACUGCACAACGCCUGAGUUCCUCACGUGGCUCAAAGUGUCCCUGAAACCGUCGCCCAACACAGUCCACUACCUUCUCACACACUUCAAGGGCUUCUGGAACAUCAUCAACAACAUCUCGUUUCUCCGAGAUGCCAUCAUGAGAUAUGUGCUGACAUCUCGGGCCCACCUGAUUGAUAGUCCUCCAACUUACAAUGCCGACUAUGACUACAAAAGCUGGGAAGCCUAUUCUAACCUUUCCUACUACACACGCUCUCUCCCUCCGGUACCAAAGGAGUGCCCAACCCCCAUGGGAGUAGCAGGCAAGAAGGAGCUGCCUGAUGUUAAAGUGUUGGCGGAGAAGCUCCUGAUGAGACGACAGUUCAUCCCGGACCCACAGGGAACCAGCCUGAUGUUUGCCUUCUUCGCUCAGCACUUCACCCACCAGUUCUUCAAAAGUGAUUUUAAGAAGGGACCUGCGUUUACGCUCUCCAAAGGUCAUGGGGUGGACCUCAACCACAUUUACGGAGACACCCUGGAGAAGCAACACAAGCUCAGGCUCAUGAAGGACGGGAAGCUUAAACACCAGGUCCUGGAUGGAGAGACGUAUCCCCCAACAGUGAAGGAAGUGGAAGUGGAAAUGUUCUACCCACCGCACGUGCCCGAAUCGCACCGCUUCGCCGUGGGCCACGAGGCCUUCGGCCUGGUCCCCGGGCUCAUGAUGUACGCCACCAUUUGGCUGCGGGAGCACAACCGUGUGUGCGACGUGCUGAAGGAAGUGCACCCCUACUGGGACGACGAGCGGCUCUUCCAGACCGCGCGCCUCAUCCUAAUUGGUGAGACCAUCAAGAUCGUCAUUGAGGACUAUGUGCAGCACCUGAGCGGAUACCACUUCAAGCUCAAGUUCGACCCCGAGCUGCUCUUCAACCAGCGCUUCCAGUACCAGAACCGCAUUGCGUCCGAGUUCAACACCCUGUACCACUGGCACCCGCUGAUGCCCGACUCGUUCCACAUCGAGGAGAAAGAAUACAGCUACAAGCAGUUCGUCUUCAACACCUCCGUAGUGACCGAGCACGGCAUCAACAGCCUGGUGGAGUCAUUCACCAAGCAGAUAGCAGGACGGGUUGCUGGUGGCAGAAAUGUCCCGGGGUCUAUCCUCUACGUGGCCAUUAAGUCCAUCGAGCACAGCAGAGAAAUGCGGUACCAGUCUCUGAACGCCUACAGGAAGCGGUUCUCCAUGAAGCCUUACAGCUCUUUUGAGGACCUGACAGGAGACACAGAAAUGGCGGCGCUGCUGGAGGAGAUGUACGGACACGUCGACGCCGUGGAGCUGUACCCGGGCCUGCUGGUGGAGAAACCGCGGCCCAACGCCAUAUUCGGCGAGACCAUGGUGGAGAUGGGGGCCCCCUUCUCCCUCAAGGGCCUAAUGGGAAACCCCAUCUGCUCCCCGGAAUACUGGAAGCCCAGCACCUUCGGCGGCACCGCGGGCUUUGAUAUAGUCAACAGCGCCUCCCUGCAGAGGCUCAUCUGCAAUAACGUGCGGGGCCCCUGUCCCAUGGCGUCCUUCUACGUGCCUGAUGUUAAGGAGACGGGGUCCACCAUCAUCAACUCGAGCACGUCCCAGUCGCGGGGCAGCGACAUCAACCCCACAGUCAUUUUAAAAGAAAGGACUACUGAGCUCUAAAGUUUUAUAAUAAUAGGUAUUUUAUAAAUAUAUAUAUUUAUUUAUUUAUUUUUUAUUUAUUGGUAAUUUCUAUUUAUAGAGUAAAACUGAAAAGUAAAAAGAAAAAAAUCUGCAGUUUAGACAAAACAUUGUGUAUUUUCUGUCAGAGUUAAAGCCAGGGAUUCUGUUUAUUUAUUGAAAGAUGCAUUGUAUAAUUUAUUUUUUUAGUGAUGACCUCAAUGACUGCAAAUGAAUACUUGAAUUUUAGUUGAGUUUUAUUCAUAACAUUACACUUCUUUCCAUAAUGUUUCUGUAGCUGUAUUACUGGUUGAAUGUUGUACAUCACAGCAGUUUGUACCACAGUACACGCUGAUUGAUCAUGAUUUUAUUUAAUGCUUGUUAAAGUAUGUUAUGUUACUAUUUCAGUAUUGCUCUAGUAUUGGUACUUUUUUCUACUUAAAUCUGUGUGUUGGGUAACAAAACAGCAUUAGUAACUCUGUUGAUAAUUCUGCCUAAUAUUUUUCUAAAACUGUUUUUUAAAAAUGUGAUUGUUUGGGGUCAGGGUGAAUGCAGUUGACUUCAACUGUCAGAGCAAACCGACCUGCAAAACUGACUUUUUUUAAUAAAUUCUGAAAGGAA
Molecule: messenger RNA, 2542 nt
Organism: Betta splendens (Siamese fighting fish)
Lineage: Eukaryota; Metazoa; Chordata; Actinopteri; Anabantiformes; Osphronemidae
Gene: ptgs2b
Product: prostaglandin-endoperoxide synthase 2b
Exons: 10
Coding region: 98-1924 (608 amino acids)
Biological process (GO): cyclooxygenase pathway; response to oxidative stress
Cellular component (GO): neuron projection; cytoplasm
Molecular function (GO): oxidoreductase activity, acting on single donors with incorporation of molecular oxygen, incorporation of two atoms of oxygen; prostaglandin-endoperoxide synthase activity; heme binding
Source: RefSeq, a predicted model, not a curated record